AUGCCUAAGAGGGAGGUCAGCUUAGUCAAAGGGAUGGCGAAGGAGGAGUCCAAGAGGAGAUCUGCAAGGUUGUCCCCUAAACCUGCUCCUGAAAAAGUGGAAAUGAAGCCAAGAAAGGCUGAAGGAAAGGAUAAAUCUUUGGACAAGAAAAUGCAAGCAAAAAGGAAAAGGGGAGAGGAGAAAAAACCAUCUGAAGUGCCUAAUCUAGAGACCAACCAAGGCUCACCUGCCAAAAAUGGAGAAUCGAAAAACAAGGUGAGCUCAGCCUCUGACGAAGCAGAAGAGAAAGAUGCCUAG
Cavia porcellus (domestic guinea pig) is the source of this 297-nucleotide messenger RNA. RefSeq names its product non-histone chromosomal protein HMG-14-like. Gene Ontology annotation, biological process: chromatin organization. The record is from RefSeq and is a predicted model, not a curated record. The transcript has a single exon. Lineage: Eukaryota; Metazoa; Chordata; Mammalia; Rodentia; Caviidae. Gene Ontology annotation, cellular component: nucleus; chromatin. Gene Ontology annotation, molecular function: nucleosomal DNA binding. The coding region runs from base 1 to 297 and encodes 98 amino acids.